AGAUUUUCUUGAUGUUUGACCAAAUUUGCGGCAAUCAGAAAAUGCUAAACAUUUUGACUUUUGAAACAAUUUUGUUUCAAAAUUGAAGCAACAUUGAAAGGCCAUUGAGUCGGUUCAACUGGUUCAGCCAAUCACAAAAGUUUAUGUUAAACAUCUUUCACUCAGCGCUCUCUAGUUUUAUCAUCUUUAGUUACAUUCCUACAUCAACAUCAGCAACUUAAAGUCAUUUCAUUUUUUUUGUUGCUGUUCAUCACCAUCAAAGUGGCACUUGAAUAAAUUUUUGAUUUAUCCUGAAAAACGCAUCAGACUUUAGUCAACUAGAGACGCCAAAUAAUGAAAUCAAUGAAACCAACAGUUGAAUAGCAACCAUAUUCAAAUCGAGGAAAACAUUUUCUUUACAAAUCCAAAGAAAAACAAUUUUUACGUUUGUUUUAAACAUUCAACAUCAUUUUUACCGUACAACAUUAUUAAACAUCGUUCAACAUCAUCCUCAUCCUCAUCUUUACCAUCUUUAAUGCAAGCAUUUCACUGAAACAAUCUUCAGUGUUUACCUUGUGUUUAAGGCAACAAGUUUCGUUUUUGUUGAAAGUGUUGAAAACAAAAGUGUUUAUCCUAAAAUGACCAGUGCAAAGCACAGUAUUGAUGCUAUUCUUGGACUUCAAGCAAUCAAACAAAUCAAGGAAUCAAAAGAUUUGAUUAAAAAGCGAAAAGUCCUUUCAUCACCUUCUUCUUCAUCACCAUCUUACUCAUCCUCAUCGCCGUCUCCUUUAUCAUCUUCAUCUUCACCAUCUUCAGCCUUCUGUGGAUUCUCGAGUCGAGAAGGCGACAACAAAAAUGGACUCAUUCUUUUGGUGAACAACAACAAUAAUAAUCAUAAUAAUAACGCUGUUUUACCUGUUGUUUGUAGGAGUCCUUUUCAAUUGACCACAAACACUGCCACUACAACAACAGCUACAACGACAAUAACAGCAACACUAAACAACGCAAUAAGUACAACAUUGGCCAGUCUUUCAGCCAACACCAACAAUAAUAAUGGUAAUAAUAACAAUAAUAAUAAUGAUCAUUAUGGUCAUCAUAGUGGUAACAACAAUGGUGACUGUGGUUAUUCACCUUGUCCAUCACCUUUACCCUAUGAUAUUAAAGAUGAUGAGGAAACUUGCGGCUCAAUGGGAAGCAGUACAAAUGGCAUUGCUUCAUCUACAUCAUUAUCAUCCUUUAAUCCAACCCAUCAUUCCGAUGAUGGACCCAAAUCGAAACAUCGCCGAACACGAACAACCUUUACAACCUUUCAACUCUACGAGCUUGAACGGGCCUUUGAAAAGUCUCAAUAUCCCGAUGUGUUUACAAGGGAAGAGUUGGCCUGCAAAGUCAAUCUGUCCGAAGCAAGAGUCCAGGUAAGCGUCAAUCAAUUAUCAAUAUUGUCGAUAAUAUCCUUCGAUCUCAAGUCGAUAUCUCUUUUCAUAUUUUCACUCGAUAAUGUUUAUUCCUUAUAUCAAUAA
Tetranychus urticae (two-spotted spider mite) is the source of this 1499-nucleotide messenger RNA. The record is from RefSeq and is a predicted model, not a curated record. Lineage: Eukaryota; Metazoa; Arthropoda; Arachnida; Trombidiformes; Tetranychidae.